CGGACUGGGUCACAUGCUUCCGCUCCUUCCGUUUGGAGUUACCAUAGCAACGGGCCCCAAGGCACAAGGUUAGCCAGACGACAGCAGGUAAAGUUUAUGUGAAUCCCUUUAACUUUAAAAAGCACGAGUUUUGAUAAAAUGUAGCCUUUAUUCUAUGAUUUCUCAGACGGAAGCCCAGCUUGGUCUGAACAUUCAAAACUCUAGCUAAAAGAUGAUUUGGCCUCAAAUUUGAACUGAUCGAAAACGUUAGUUGGUCGUAAGUUAGCAGGUUUGUCAAAGCAAGUAUUUGCAGUUACAAAACAAUAUUGACGGUUCAACAUUGUUUUUGUCAUUAUAAAUCACAAAAAUGAUCUUUUUUUCAGGAAUGAGUGCACAUUCAUUUCUCUAUAACCAAAGCCAGACCAAAGAAAAGGUUCCUGUGGAGCACCUGGAUUAUGUUUACAUCAAGAAGUGCAAAGAUGUGAAAUACCUGGAGAGGAUCCUCAAAGUCCUGAGGUAGGCAUCUUAAUCUCAAGCUUUAGAGUUAAAAGGUAAAAUUAUGGCUGUUUCUCCAGAGAGUAAAGUUUCUCUUUGUAUAAAGGUCUGGAAAGGAGGGCAUUUUUCCUGACCUAAUCACGUUCUGUGAGAGUCACCUGGAGAAACUGGACCCUGGGAGUCGGGCUCUCAGAAAGGAGAACCCUGUGGCUACGCCAGCCAGCCUCUCCAAGGAUGAGUGGGGCCAAAUUGUUGCUGACCUAAAGGUACCUUUUUAUGAAGUUUAAUAAUGAAUCAUAUUUUUUCUUAAUUAAAACCACGUAUCAACAUUGUCCCUCUUCUACAGAUUUGGCAAGAAGAAACAAGAAAAACUGAGCGUCCACUAAAACAGCAGCCAAUUUUUGAUAGUUUGGUGAAAGAGGAUCCAUCACCAAUAAGAGGUUCCAACUGCUCCGUUCCAUUUAGUCAGGUAAAAAAUCAUCUGUGACAAACAUAUAUAUAUGUGUAUAAGAGGAAAAAUGCUGUAAUAAGGUCUUUUGUUAUUACAGGCAGCAGGUCCAAAGGAAAAGAGGAAUUGUGCAAGGCACCCUCUCCCACGUGAUUACCAAUACUGGGAUAAGUGAGCAAUUUUGUCUUUAAAUUCUGAGGAUUUCAGACUGGUGCUUUGAUAUAUAAAAAAACGUGAUUAAUUAUUGAGUGAUUUCUUAUACUCAGAAACAUGUCACUCGAUUUCCAGAUAUGAUGUGGAAAAAGAAUGCCAAAGAAUAGAUGAAAAUGUGGUCAAAACUGAUCCAGCUGCUAUGAUAAACAGCCAGCACCCCAAGAUCAGGACUGCCGUGGAUGUUCCAUGUAAGGAUUUAUAAAUAGUUAAUGGUGUUAUUUUGAGUUGAUCUUAGUACAUUUUUGUUGUGUGAGCUGGUACCUUACAAAGCUGGUCUGUGAAAUCCAUCCAGUAAUAUCUCAGCAAGAGAAGCUCCUGCUGGCAGAUCAUGAAAAGGACAAGGGCAAUGAAGCCUUCAGAGCAAAUGAUUACGAGGAGGCAGUUGUAUACUAUUCCAGGUCUGACUUUUAAAACAACUCCUUUAUUAUAAUUAUAUAGCAUGCAUUUAAGUAUACUGCUCUCAGAAGUCUGGUUUCAUUCCCAUUUACAGCACUUACAAAUAAAAGCCUAUUUAUUUUUGGUCAUCCAUUACAGGAGCCUUUCCAUCGUACCGACUGUGGCUGCACUCAACAACAGAGCCCAGGCAGAGAUUUAUCUGAAGCACUGGCAGAAUGCCAUGAGAGACUGCCAGGAGGUACUCAAGCUGGAACCAGGCAAUGUGAAAGGUGCUUUGAUGCAGUACAAUUUCACUGGAGUUAUUAUAAUAUAAUUACAUGCAUUAUAAUAUAAUGCAUGUUAUUAUUAGAUAUUAACAAUAUUUUACUCUUAUUGUAACUGAAAACUAUGACCCAGCCAGAGUGCAGUUACUUAAGUGUGUGUGAUGGGUUUUUUUUGUUUGUUUGUUUGUUUGUUUUUUUCAAUCAUCAGCCCUUCUACGACGUGCCACUGUUUAUUAUCACAUGGAUAAAUUCCAGUUGGCUGCUGAAGACCUUAGGCUGGUGCUCAGGGAAGAGCCACAAAAUGCUGCAGCCACGGUAGGUAUUGAAUAUAAUGAUACAUAUUGAUCCCAUGCAAGUUGAUUUAUUUGUCCACAGGGCACUCUAGAACACGUUUCGAGUGCAAGGUUUUCAUUACACUAAAAUUGGUCUUUUAUUACUGCAUAUAGAGAGUAUGAGUUAGUAGUACAUAUGAGCAGGUACCUUGGAAUUGAAACAGGAUGGCAUGUCUUACAAUGGCUGACAAAUUGUAUCUGUUGUGUGAACGAUCUGUUUUAGAAACUCCUCUGUACAACUGAGAAGAAGCUGGAGGAAUGUGGAGCAGAGCAGCACAGUAAAGGCAAAAAAAUCCUUAUCCAAGAAGUAGAAGAGGAUGACAACAGUAGACCCACUGAGACAGAAGCUCAGCAGAAUGGUGAGACUGAUUCAACACCUACACAGUCAACAUUUAUAUCAUACCACAAAGAAGCUAGUGAUGAUAUACGGUUCCCUAAAUCCAUCCAGAGACCAAAUUUGUGGUCAGUUAAGAUAACACUCUUCGCUAUGUUUCAACAUUUUACACACACUUUAAAGCCUUUUUUUCAGACAUCAAAUUUAAAGGGAGCAUCAGUGAUUGUGGAAAUAAAGGGACAGUCAUUUCUGUCAUAGACCCUUGUUGUCUUUCUGCCCUUGGUUUAGUCAGUGGAAACCCCAGCUUGUCCAUCUGUGUAACGUGACAAACUGUCAGUGUUGGUGUUAUCCACCCUGCCCCCACCCUGUGCUUUCGUAAUUCACGUUGGAGAGUCACUGCUUCCUGGAACUCCCUCUUUGAAGUGCUCUGUGUCGUGUGUGUCCAACCCUCCCCCACUAUGAUGUAACCACAGACAACUUCCUGUGGGUGUGUCUCCUCCCCUUCUCUGUCUCUCCUUCUGUAUCUCCCUCCCUCCCUCUCCUUUUUAGCUUAUCCCGUUGAACCCAGCCAGCCUGUGGGAGGGGAGGAGAGCUCAGCUGCUCCUGAAAGGGGAGACAUGGGUAACGCUCAAAAAAAGCCCCACGGCAGAGGAGACGGGGGUCCACACAGUGAGUUCAACAACUCCCACCAUGGCCACUGGAGAAACAGAGGAGGCAGCUCUGAUAAGUAUAAAGUCUCGCAGGAGUCCAAGGAAAAAGUAGCUAAUGGAACAAGCAAAAGAGGUUCGACCGCCUCAGUCAAGGCAGAUCAGAGCAGUGGCGGUAAGGCUACUCAGGCUGGAGGAAAUGUUGGAGAAACUGUCAACCUUGACGCCCCAUGUGGAGCCUUACCCCCACACCUGUCCAGGCUAAAGAAUGAAGGCAACCUGCUCUUUAAAAAUGGACAGUUUGCAGACGCACUGGAGAAAUACUCACAAGCCAUCCAAGGCUACUCAGAAUCAGGUGAGUCAGUCUGUUAAUGCUUCUCCUGUCAUUACAGCACGGUAGUUCAUUCACAAGCUGAUUCCUUUUUCACAUUUUGGAGACAUGAUUUUGGUAAGGUACUUUUUAGUUUUGUACCCGGGGUCAUAUAUGUGUACUUCUAUUUUAACAGGCUGUGAUCAGAGCAAUUCAUGUUUGAAUUUAUAUUUCUAUUUGUUGAUAACUUAUCAGUGUCCUUGGAACUGUUUACCAUGACUCAUACUCCCAAUUGUAAAUCAAACGUUGCGGCUUUGCAGUUAUGAUGUUGUUGCUUCCAUUUAUUUUUGUUGCAUUUGUAGGUUCAAGGAGCGAUCACAGAUUAAAUAUGACUAAUGAUAGUUUUCAUGAUAGAGACUACACCAAAACAACAGAGGUGAUCUGUCUAAGCAGCACUUAAUGUUGGUUUACACACAUACAGACAGUCAUUAAUGCAUCCACUCUUUAAAAAAUACAAGAGUUUUAAAUAUGUAGGAAUACUAAUGUUGAAUUUGUUAUGUGAGUAUUUAGUGUAUUAAUGCAUUAGAAUGUGGCAGAUGUGAUGUACACAAACAGUGUUUCCGUUUUAGCUUUAGCCUGACUCUAAGCCUCAGAGCUCAGGUCUGUCCAGGUCACAUGACUUCUGACCACUCACUGUGAAAUUGAAUCUGAAGGGCUGUAGCUAUAACUCUCAUUGAGAGGGAGAACGUGAACAUGUGAACGAUUGAUGGAGGUGAAGAAAGUGCUGCUUGUGGGGCUCAGGCACCAUCAAACAUAUGUCUGUCUUGAAUAAAUGAACUGUAGUUUAAUAAACGUAUUUAUACUGUGUUACAAGAUUUAAAACAACUGUUAUCAACCUCACCAAAGCUCUGUCUGCUGUAGGAGAGGUCUCAUCCAUGCAGACUGCUGCUCAUGGAGAAACAAGGGCACUUUUUGUCAAGACUGUGUGGGAACAAAGCUGACACAAACCAUGAAUAAUAUGAAAGAGUUGAUGUCAUUUUAAUAAUGGAUCUUAAAACUCUGAUUCAUCAAAAAGAUUGCAGACAUGUUGAACUUGGAGUAGAUUCUGUUUAGCAGACAGCUUUUAACCUCUGUUACUGUGCUACUGUGAAACCUGCAGAAAGAGUAAGACUUGAGGAGACUCAUGAAGGAAAUUCCAGCUAAAAUAGGUCCCUCUGUCUUGUGCAGGAUCAGCACAGUGUUAACAGUGGUGAUGGUGAAACUAAAAAUACCUGUCUGGCAAGUAGAGAAAAGAAGCAAAUACACUUUGUGUAUUCUCAUUGACUGAGCUGUUUGCUCUAAAAAAUUAGCUCUAAUAAUCUUUUUCUGCAGGCGUCAUCCUCUUAGUUUGAUUAAACCGUUGAAAAUUAGAAGACAUUAUAUAAAAGUGGUAUUCCUAUAAAUCAAACAAAGCAGUAAUGGGGGAAAAGGUCAACCUGCUGGGAAUUUUUUGUUUUGAAGAAUUUAAGGAGCUUUGGUUUAACACUCAGACUCACCUCUUAAGUUCAGUUCCAGGUCACUGAAACAAGAAAACUGAUAAGGUCAUAAACCUGUGGCGUGUAUAAGUUAAACUUUCCUUUUAUUGUUUUGUUUCAUUUAUUAUUAAUUCAGAGGUUCCAGACAGGAGAAAGGUUAGGUUGGUGUCUCGCCAUUCACUUAUUUUCAAAGUUAAACAACAAGGAGUUCUUCAUUUAGUCUUAAGAGGACACAAUCAUUGCAGCAUACACUUGUACAGACCCAGAGGUUAAGUGUGAUGAUAAACUGGCAUUAUGAACACAUUUCAUUUCAGCAGAAUCUUUGGACUUUGUAUUUGAUUCAUCUAUAGCCUAAUGGAUCCAUGAAUAGUUGAAUGUAUGUCUCAUGUGUUUCAUUUCCUCAUGCAGGGAUUGACAGCCCAGAAGAUCUGUGUAUUCUGCACUCCAACAGAGCAGCAUGCUACCUGAAAGAUGGCAAUAGUCAAGACUGCAUACAGGACUGCACAAGGUGAGAGACUGAACACACUGUCUGUGCACCUGUCUCUGUAUCUGUGGAAGGAAGAAGGGAGAAGACCUACUGUAUCUGCUUGUGUGGGCUACAUUUUUCCCUUUUGUUGUCAUUUCACAUGAUUCAUACUUACACUAAAUGAGGUUUAUUCAUGGGCAUCCAUGAAUUCAGGGAUGUUACAGUGAGGCUUGUCAGAGCCUGAUAUGUAACAAUGACCCACAAUGUACAACCUGAAAUAUUUUUAAAUGUAACAAGCUGCUAUCUUUUGGGCAAAAAGUGAUUUCGUUUUGGGUUCUGCAUCUUUUUCCAUCAUUGACCAGAUACUACAUUUCAGGUUUUAUUUAUUUAUUAUUUCAUUUUGGGUCAUUGUUACAUAUUGAGCUCUAACAAGCCCCCUCACACAUUAAAUGCACUCAGAGUCAGACACACAGCAGAAUCAGGUAACCCAGGUAUAAGGGCCCGUUCUGUAUGUGAACACAGCAGGUAGUGGCCUAAGACAUCCACCACACACAAGUGGGCGAGAUGAUGUCAUCGUUAAUGUUGAGUAGAGUUUUGGUGUUGUGUGCUCUCACUUUAAAUGUCAGUAUCAUAUUUCACACUUUCUCUCUUGUUAUGUGGAAACACCUAAUUACUUAUACUUUUUAAGAAACAGUCAUCAAGGCAGAAUCCCCAACCACUCAACCAACGACAGUCAGGAGUCACUAGAAGCUGCUAUGACUGUGGUGGCCUCUCACUAAAGCAUCUGCUUGUCUAAAUGCACACUGUCCAGGAGCCCAUACCAGCUGCCAUUGGGCAUGAAGUAGGGUAGACUAGGGACAGGAGGGUCUAUCACAGGUCUGACACAGAGAGACAAAAAAAACAUUCACUCGCACACUCACAGCUACGGGCAGGUAUAAGUUGACCUGACAUGCACGAUUUUUGGACUGUGGCAGAAGAACCCACACACAAACGGAAAACAUACAAAGUCCUCACAGAAAGGCUCCUGUUUGGCCAGGGAUUCAAAUCGUGGAACCUUGUGUGGUUCUCAGCUGUUUAAUCAGUGCUGAGAAAUUAAAGAAAUGCAUAAAGAACUGAGGUAACCGGUACUUGGUGGGCUGCAGAGGACCAAGGCAUUUGUCAGUGGUGGAUCAAGAAUAACUAAUUUUUCUUAUUAUCAUAAUAAUCUUUGUUGAUUUCAAUCACUGAGCAGUUAAAUAAGUAAUCUUUUGUAAUGUUCCUUUAACAGCGCUACAUCUAAUCAUUUAGAAAAACACAUAAGCAAAACUUAUUUAACAUGCAGCCAGCCUGUGAUGAUAAUCCACAAGGCUAUAUGCUGGUAAAAUAAUCUAAUUUGAAAAGCUGUUCUGGGAAAGUUUACAGCCGGAAUGUUUUGAAGUUCACGGAGGAUAUCAGUUCAUGUGUGAAAGAGACUGCAGUCAGCAGCCCUGAGCAGGUAGCAGGUCUACAACCUCUGCACCUCCUGCUCAGAAGGUGAACUGAAACCCGGUUUAGAGAACACUCCUCUCUGACUCACCUGUGCUUUAAACAAACUGGCCGCUACCAUCAGGUAACCAAGUCAAGUCCACACAGGCUAAGCUUGUUUCAGCAGUGUUUGGUGUGGAGCUUAACUUCACCCUGAGGCUGGUAACCUUAGAGAUACUUUCAUCUUUUUGUCAAGAGCUCUCCUUUAGCAGCAGCAGCAGAUCAGUACCAUAGGUGUACAGACAUGUUUUAUAUGAAGUUUUUCUUCUUUAUCUCUUUAAAGUUGGUUUAAUAAUGAACAACCUGGAGACAGAAUCUGAAAACAUCCCAUUUAAAAGCCGUUAUAUCUUUGUGGACUUUGGAUUUAACUUCUACAGCAAACAGUAGGACAAGGUUGUUGACACAUACCAACAACAGUCUGCAUAUGUACACACACACACUGUCUUAUUUUCAUAAACACGACAGACAGGAAGCAUCUGCUAUGAAAUCUUUCCCAUACAUGUUGAUGCCAGAAUGAUUCAGUGCACUGUGAGAACACCUCCAACAGAGAAAGCAGGAAGCAGACUUGAUCCUCUGCUUCUGUCUCAUCACUUCUAUUUAUACAACCCAGAGCCCUGGAGCUGCAGCCAUUCUCCCUCAAGCCCCUCCUGCGCCGGGCCAUGGCUUAUGAGUCCCUGGAACGCUACCGUACGGCCUACGUGGAUUACAAGACUGUCCUGCAGAUAGACAUCAGCGUGCAAGCAGCACAUGACAGUGUCAACAGGUAUUUCUUCAAACUAACUUUGGAUAGGAGUCCACAAUGAUCCACAGAAUUUCCUGAAUGACCUGGUUAGCAUCAUUAGGCCUUUCAGGGGUGGAAGUGCUAAUAAGGGAUGUAGGAGUGCAGUAUCUAAAACACACAAUGUCAUUUGUUUGCCAGAUGAGCAGAUAGAAAGAGGAAAUCAAGUCCACCACUCCACCAUUCUUGUACAAUAUUAGGAUAGUUUCUGAACUUUUUCAAUCCCUGUCAACAGUUUUAUCCAUGACUUCAGUUCACAGCUUACAUUGUAGCAUGAUAACAACAAGCCAUGUGUAAUGAGACACCAAGUCUAAUUAGUGGCUCAGAGAUUUAGCUGGUGUUUAGAAGCAGCUCCCGAUGAAGGCUAAUAAUGGACUGGAGAGUGCAUGUCCUCUUGUGCUGUUACGUAACAAGAAGGAACUCGCCUGGUUGGCCGGGUUCAGGAGGAUCAGAACAUUCAGACCUACACUUUGUGGACAUAUGAACUGUGGAUGCAUAAAAGCACGAUUGAGUAUUUUCAGAGGGUGGUGGUGGUGGUGGUGGGGGGGGUUACAGUGAGUAACAUCUUAACUUGUUCUACAUGCAACACCCUUGUAUGGACUGUGUUGUUCCUUUUCCAGGAUCACUCGGCUUCUGAUUGAACAGGAUGGUACAGAAUGGAGAGAAAAACUCCCUGAUAUCCCUCUGGUGCCUCUGUCAGCUCAGCAGCAUCGCAGGGAGGAGCCUCCCAGUGCAGAGGUCCUCCAGGCUCGGGCAGAGAAGGCAGCCAGGGAUGCAGGUCUGUUUCAGAAGAGUCCAGAUCAAAUCUUUGAUUUCUGCUUCACUCUUUUGCUUCAAAUGAUGGUGUUAAAAGAGCUUGACUACUUACAUAUUAACACUCUUAUGAGGCAGUCCUCACAUUGAUCCUUAACUUGAACCUUUGGAUCAGAAAUUUAAAGUUAGACUUUCAGCAGAAGAAGACCUGUGCUCCCAGAAACCUGUGAUAAUACCUGAGUCAGAAAAUAUCACUGUGAAAGGCUUCAUGGCCCAGAAUGCAGAUUUUAUGAUGACAGGUUUUUGACAUCUUCACUUUGGUCUGUCCAAUUUCAUGAGCUGUGAUGGCAGUUAAUAAACCAAGAUCAUUCAAAAAGACAAAAGAUUUAGCUUUAAUAGUUAACCUCACUGCAGCAGCAACAUGUUCAACUCUGGACAGGUGAUUGGGUGGUUGCCUAGCAACAGCAUUAAAAGCUGUGAGUGUCUUUCUUUUUAAAGGGGACACCUCCAUAGAGGAGGGUUAAACUUUUAAAACAUAUACUGUAUGUCUGUCGUUAAGUAAAAAGGUUUUUCAAGGUUCCUUCUCUGUUUGAACUCCAGUCAGUUGUAAGAAAUGUCAUUUUGCAUACAAACCACAUGACCUCAUUCUCCUAUCAGGAAAAAGUCGAAAACUUAGUGUUGGUCCAACAAGUAUAAACUGCUAAAGAAUACGAUCCAGCAUGGUGAUCAGUCAGACACAUGGAUGUCUAUUUACCAUAAAACUAAACUGAUCAACUGAAAAUAAACUUUGGUCUAAGUGUUGUACCUUUACCAAUGUUCUUAUAGCAGAACUCUUUCUGGUUCUGAUUGUAUUUCCACUUUUACUCAAAAUAAGAAUCAAAGUUCCUCCUUCACUGCUGUUAGGCCCAGACACACAGAGACAGUACAGUUAUGAAGCUAAAUAGACACCAGAGAGGAAGGGAAAGUGAAAAUCAGUUCAUACUUAACAUAAUAACAUGAUGAUACUGAGGACUUUGGCUUUAGGCCUUUUUCUUUUUCAUUCUUUGUGACCUUUUUUUUUCAAACGGACUCUGAGGUUUGAUGUGUUGAAAAAGUAGUCCCGCUUCUUGAAACAUUGCUGAUCUUCUUCAGAGACUGUGUUGUUUUACUUGUCUGCUGACCUUUUCUUUCACAUUUGACCACAAAAACAAAUCCGUUUGUCCAGCUGGACACUUUUACUACAGAAUAAAACAUGCCACCUUCAAACCAGCCUGGUCUACCAGUGUUAUAUCAAUGCAGUACAGAUAAAAAUGGGCUAAGAUACAGGUUAUCAGUGUAGUACAAGUGCUUGAUGUAUUAUGAAGGAGUGCACCAGUGUCUUACAGCAGGGUAAACAUCAGCUGAUACCCACUUUUCAUUGAUGCGUCAUUUACUGAUCAAAUCAGCCUGUUUAUGGUUGUCAGACAUGUCACUCUCAAACAGGAGGAAGAUGUCAGCCCGUCACCUCUGUUCGCUGACGGUGCACUUUUAUUCUCCGCUGCAGUUAUUUUUAAACUUUGGUGAAAGAAUAGAGCUGCUGACACAGAUUUUUGUCCCCAGAGACACUUAGCAGCAGAUUGAUUAGCCCAAAAUUCACUCCAUGACUGAUUGCUGACUUUACUCUCCUACCUCUCAUCAAGUUAGUGCAGCAUUGAUUUCAGAGGGUCUAAAAGCUCCUAAGUUAAAAAAGAGUGGUUGAUUUUCUUGUUGAAGGUUUGCUUCUUCAACAGAGCAGAGGGUCAAAUGCCUCUUUAUUUCAGUGUCUGCUUUACAUGAUGACCACUUCAUUGUCUUUACAGAAAGGAAAGCAGAGAUCCGGUUUUCAGCUCUGAAGCAAGAAGGGAAUGAAUUUGUGAAGAAGGGCCAGUACCAGGAUGCACUGGGAAAGUACACUGAAUGCCUUAAGUUAAAGCCAGAAGAGUGUGCGAUCUACACUAACAGGUCAGAGUUUCACAAAGACAAACACUGCUGAGGUCUCUGAACUUCAAUACUUCACAUGUAAAACCUGUUUUGUUAUUGAGAUGAAUUGAAACAGGCGAAUCAAUAAUCCUCUAAUAUGGUCUGUGAGGUGGUGUCACAGCUUCUCUCAGUCACCAUCGUUCUGUUUCAUUUUAAAAAGAAAUACAGCCAAUGCAAUCCAUGAUGGAGGCAGGUGUUCACUUCAUCAUUGCCGAAAUGAAAAGCAUUCUGUUGUUUGCCGUGUUUGCAUGUGGAUGUGAAGCUCUGCUGCGGAAAUGAGCCACACCGGAGCAAACAAACACUUGCCACACAGCUGUUGAAACUAGCUUGUCUAAAAGACUGACAACACCUUUACCAAGAAAACAAGCCUACAGUGCUAGAGCUGGAGUAAUAAAAUAGAGGAACUCAGCAACAGUACACGUUUAGUCUGACUCACAGCCAAUGAGUCAGAAACUCAUGAUACCUUUGUGUUACGCAUCAAAUAAAAUUAGCAGCUGGUGAUUCAACAGAAAAUGAGGAUCUACUUGCUUGUGUGUAUUUGCAGAGCCCUGUGCUACUUGAAGCUGGAGAGGUUUACAGAGGCCAAACAGGACUGUGAUGCAGCACUGAAAAUGGAGCCAACCAAUAAAAAAGCCUUCUAUAGACGAGCCCUGGCCAACAAAGGCCUCAAGGUGAGGAGGGCUGGCCUUUCAAGACUGAUGUGUGCUCAAUAAAGAGGAGGGCCAAGGACAGUGGUCAAAAUAACGCACCAACAUGUGCGUUACCCUCCCCAUCCUUUUAAAUAUCUAAAACUGCCACUUAAAGCAGUGUCUGUCUGCCCCUCCACUAGGACUACUUGGCAUGCAGUUCUGACCUGCAGGAAGUACUACAGCAAGAUCCCAACGUACAGGAGGCUGAAAGGGAGCUGGAGGAGGUCACAGUGCUGCUCCGACAGAGUCUGGCUAAUGCCAACACCUCACCGGCCAAACCCAGGAGAACUGUCCCCAUCACAGAGGUCAGUACUCCAUUUAUUCAACUGGAAAGAGUGGUUUCACUGGUGAGGGACAAAUGUUGAUGAAUGUCAGCAUGUGCAAGUGUUUGUGAAGAAGGUGGUAUAGUCAUGAGCAGUGACGACAAAGUCCGGGAUCCGCCUGCCUGUAAAGGUGUCACUACUGUUUGAAUAGAAACUGCUGACUCCAAAAAACCUUCAUACCAAUAAGUACUGUUUAGAAUAGUUAUAGUUGGAAGUGAAGCGCUCUUUUAUAACCUCUGCUUAACUUCUGAAGGUUGGGGAUGAGGACACGACAGAUGUACCCAAAUCAGAGAACAGCUGCAGAGGAGAUGAUAUCCCCACUAACCUCCAGCCAACCGAUGCCUAUGAGUUUGGGCAGGCUCUGAAUGCAGCUCGCUGCAGUGGAAACACAGCAAGCUGUGCUGAACUGCUGGCCUCCACAACCCCUGAAAUGCUUCCCUCUUUCCUGAGCAACCAGCUGGACGGACACACCAUUGGCUUCAUCAUGCAGGCAAUGGAUGCUCAUCUCCUGGAGAAGAAUCCAAGCCUGGUCUACCAACAUCUCAACCAUUUGCAUACUGCAGACAGGUUCUCGGUAAGAUGGACUCAUGUUGUAGAGCUGCAAGCUGUAAUUUGACCAAAGUAAAAUAAUUGUCAGUGUGUGUGUGUAAAGCAGUGUGUAGAGCUUAUGUAUGAUGUAGUCAUUUGUUGAUCUGAUCAUUAUUUAGCAUAUUUUAUUUUUGUAAACCAACACUCACUGUGUCCCCAGCAGCCCCAGAUCUAAAUGCUGCGCUGUUUUGCAGGUGGUAUUGAUGCUGCUUGAUAAGGACGAGCGUCGACACAUGACUCAGCUGUUUGAGCAUCUGGCAGCUGUGGAGAGCUCGGAGUUCACCAAGAAUGAUGUUCAGAAUCUGGCCAACAAAUACAUCUGACCCUGUUUCCCCUGCUCCCUGCUGCAUGAGCUGCUGCACCUCUAAAACUUUUGGAUCUAUGCAAAACACUGCUCACUAACUAACUGAGUACUCACAGGCAGGAACCUGCAGAAUAUGCCCCAGAGCAAUACAAAGGACUGAGUCUCAUGUAGAAAGCUGCUGUUUCUGUUCAGUGUAUGUAAAAGGAUGAUAUUUUUCUCUCUGGAACAUUUUGCUAUGCAGAUCCUCUUUUGUACUGUCACUUUUUAUUUGCAGUAAGCAGAAAGCUAUCAGCACAAUACUGAGGACCUUUAACUUGACUGUAUUGAUAAACAGGGUCCAAUGUACCGUGUUAUGUAAGACUGCAGGAGAGUUUUCUCAGGACAGGCCCAUGCUUCAGAUCAGAGCUCAGCUGUUCUUUUCAUUUCAGUUCUAUAAUAUAUUAGCCUCUGUCAGACACCAGCAAAGAUCAGAGAUGAUACUGAGUGCAUGCUGAAUGGGACCUGUUAAAGGUCAAUGCUGCGGAGCUGUCUGCAGCUGCUGGAGGAGAAAAAAAAGCAGGUACUAAGACACAGUCCUGCUGCGUCUCACUGCUGCCCUGUAUGGUUUGAGUGUCUUUGGUCAUAUCUUCUGACAGUGUUGUAGAGGGAAAUAGAGUUUGUGACCUCCCAUGACUCAGAUACUCUAGCUUUUUUUUUUCUUUUUUACCUGAGCUUGUAGUAGAUCUGAGAUUUAAAACCGAUCUCUUAUCACAGGCGUGUGUGUCAAAAAGACCUUUCAGCCAUCACACAGCUACAUUUUAUUCUUUGCUGCAGACAGUUCAGGAGUGUAAACACUAGAAAGAGGCGACAUCUUGAUGAGAUGUGCGCACUUGGUUUCACAAUAUGGCUCGAUUAACAUAGUGGCAAGCAAAUUCUCCUCUAGAUACACUAUGCUGUCAUUCAUCUGCUCCAUUAAAUCGCUACAUGGCUUGCAUUUUUGAAUCAUAUAUCAUAUCUUAGCUGUAUGCAAACAUUGUUUUUUUGCUUGUUAUAAUUCACUGUCCAUGUUAAAUAUCAACCAUUAAAUAUAACAGUUCUUCAAACUGAAGUUUGCCUGAGUCAAACCACAAAGUGUUAUCGUUCUUCACACAUGUAACCACAACUUACUCAUGAGUUCUGCAAAGUGGUUUUAUCAGGACAGCUGGAUUAAACUGAACCAUCACAGAGAGCUGUGGCAGUCCAUGUAAGAAGUGAGCGUCUCUGUUAUAAAUGGUUUAAAAAAAGUGGAGUACCUUCAAUUAAGAUCAUCCUGAAGAAAAGAGAGGACAUAUCAUGUUUUUGUUUGAAUUUUAAUUUUUUGAUAUGCAUUUACACGCAUAUAAUAAAGCAAAUUACCAAACACAUGUACAAAUACCUUAUGCCAUUCUGCACAAAUCAUAUCUGGCACUAGUGUUGAAAUCAGGAUCAAAAAACUGGAGUUUUGGUGAUAAACAAGAGAACUUAGGAGGAAGAAGAAAAAAAUACACGUUUGCCCUAAUGAGUGGGAGGACUGCAGCAUGUCGCCUCAUCUGCUGAAACAACAAACUAAGUGUUCAUUCAGAAACAGACCUGGGUCAAAAUACUAUUCAAGAUGCUUUUACCAACCUGGGAGAGAGGUUCACCUGAGCUGACUCAGUGGCAUCAAAAAAGCUAACCACCGAGCAGUGAAGAGAAGCUUUAGCCAACACAUCAAGUGUUGGAAGCAGAAAUGGACUUGUAAGUCGGCUCUGCAGCACCAGUCGGCAAAACAAAAAGGAUCACGAGACGGAUCAGGAGGGAAGGUAAGCCAUUAAAAAAAACCUGUGUGCUCAGAACCAAGCUUACUGAACUUGGAGGUUAUAAGAAACACAGGUCUCAGUGCAUGAGUCUCACCUUACUCUGGAACUGCAGGUACUCGCGUGGCAUUAGGGGAAGCAUGUGCAUAAACAAAGUCUACAUGUUCCUCUGCGUUCUUGGCGGCAUUCAUCCCCGUGGUGUGAAAAGGAUAUAACAUACUGGGUGAACAGAUGACAAGUCAAAGAUAUAAGAUUUAACAAGAGCCUGAGUGCUGUCUUUGGUAGGCCAUUGAAAAGUCUUCAUUUACCACGUCUACCACAGUAUGAACUGCAUCCUGCAUCCUUCGCUCACAGACAGACAGACAGUUUAUAACCUCUGUUUUCUAAGUGUGGAGUCUUGGGGACACAGCAGGGAUAGAGACAAACAGAAAACAGCUUCUUAAAGGCACCAUGAGUGAACAAAGAUAUCAAAGCUCUCUCUCUCUUUCUCUGGGAGGCAAGCCCAUCAGUCUGAAGAAAUCCCCUUUAAGCAGAACAAAAUUACUUUGAGAACAUUUGUCAGAGCUGAUCAACCCAUUGAUUAAUGCUACCUUAAUCACUUUCAGCAUUAUCGCUAAAACCCUCCUCAGAGCUAGGCUCUUCAUAGAGUCAUCUUAAAAGCUGCAGGCCUAACUACCAAGCAGCUACAAGGCUGUGAAGCACUGUCUCCUAGAUGCACAUCCAUCUAAAAUGAGUCCCAGCUGUUAAAAGUUGGAUCUAGUGGUAAAUGAUGAUGGAUGAUUUUGGGCUCUGAAGGGGUGUUUCAGAUCUCCUCAGGUGGGCUUGUAUGAGGUAACAUAGCUUUGGACUUCGGUCAGCAGGGCCAUGGCUGGAUAAACCAGACAGAGGAAGCUCAGCUGAAGUUAAGCUGUGAGCAGCUGUAGACUGAGUUGGGUUAAAAUACAGUGAAGCCACUUGUAUCAAGGCUCACCUGUUGGACAGCCCCUUCUUUUGGCACUAUGCUUUUAAACUAUACAACAGUUUGAUACUUCCAUGCAUGCAGUGAACUGUCCACCAGGCUGAGUACAGAGUACGCUUCAACAGAGUAAUAACAUUAUGACAAACACAAGCCUCACAGGAUGCUUUUCUGAACCCUGAACACACAGAUGACAGACGUCUGCUGAAGGAGACCACCAAGAGUGGGAGAAAGCACACUUCUGUUGGUGCUGAGUGAUAAAGCCUUAUUUAGCUGGUAGUUGAAUGCAGCAGACUUCCUCAGUAUGUUUCUAGCCGGCUAAUAUCACGGAGGGCUGCAAGGCUAUUCAUCAUUGCGCUUGUUAUAGCUAGCCACAGCUAACAUCAACGGAACUCUUUGCUCUAACAGGUGAAAAAAAAAAAUACCCACAAGAAUGUAGUAUUUUAAAAUGUUCAGAAGAAGUAAUUGGAUGAUUCAUUUAGCUAACAACACUUGGUGGCCCCAACAGCUGCAAUCAUGUGUCAAAGUGGAUUGAAACUGUGUGGUUGUAGGCUGAUAAGAAAUCAGCCCCAAACUUUAAUGGAUAUGUAUUUGGAAGUGGCCUUAAGUAUGUUUUAUUCCAAACUCCGUCUGCAGUGCCAUAACACAGAACCUGUGCUAACACUCAUCAUUCAUGAGUCAAAAGGUACCUGAUACAAGCACACCCUUGAAAGUCUGAGCCAUCCCUGCAAGCACAGGAUUUUACAUGAGGGGGGGGAUUCACUCAAACAGUUAUUCAGGGAAAAGACCCAAAAGGUCCAAUAAUAAACUCAGAUGAGAGCAGAGAGGCUCCUCUGUUACAAACUUAUCUGUGGGGAAGUAUCAAAAGGACAUAGUGAUUCACAUUGCCUGGUCCCUGUUUGAGUUCACUUCUGUAAGCCGUCACAUCAAAAGUCCUGCCUUAAAUUGCAUUUCUAUUUCGAGCUUGAAUCAAACAUUAGCAUUACUGGCACAGUGGUUUUAUGUUAACCUACACAGAUUAAUGUGACAGCGACCAAAUCAGUGGGCUGUCUCUGUUACAAGUGGUGAGUAAGUGAUCAGUCGCAAAGUGUCAGCAGUCUGUCCAACAAGAACAGCAGCUUUCAAAACGUUGACAUUUCUCAUACGGCUGCACUUCAGGAACCUCAUAAUACUCCACAGCCCUCCCUCUGACAGUCAGUGGGCACAUACUGCUGUACUCGAUAGUUGAUUUUAUAGGCAGAAGUUCCAAAUGAACAGAAAUGCAGAUUAAAGUGUUAUAAGCCUUACUGUGUAGUUUAGUGGAGGAAACAAGAUUAAAUUUAAAAAAACAACAACAACAACAACAAAAAAAAAAAGCAUUUGUGCAGCACUUCAGGUAUUGAGAUUUUAGAUAUCUGUCUGUAUGCAGGGGUUCUUAGGCUGCUGGCUCUGUGCUGGGUGUUGUGGUUGUUGGUGGUUGUUAUUAGUUUCCUUAAGCAGCUCUCUGGUGUUGCUGUGAGAGUCCAGCUCAGCUGGGCACACCAGGUUUACAUUUUCCUCCAAUAUGAAGCAAAGAGGAGAGAGCUCUGCGCCAUGGCCAAGGGACGAUGUGGGGGACUGGGGUGGAAACCCAGCUCCUUGGCUCUGGGGGGAAGAUGAAGAAGCCGGGCAGGUCUCCAGACGAUCAUUCUCCACCUCAGGUAAGGGGCUGACAUUGGCAAAGCGUGUGUGGUAGUCUCCUCCACAGGAGCCAUGGCUACAGGAUGUCUUCAUGCUUUCCAGAUCAGAGCAGCUAAAUUCAGAGAAGUGACUGGAGUGAGAGUCCGCCACAGAUGGCAGGCUGCCGCUCAGGGAGGGAGAGUCGAACUCGGAGGAGUUGGUGCUUUGCUGCUCCAGCAGCUGAGCAUCCAUAUCCUCCCUUGUUUCAUUUAUCUUUGUGCCUCCUCCGCCUUUCUUGCGUAGCUUUCCUUUGCUUUUUUUGCCCCCGGAGCUGGAGGAGGAGGAGCAGGAGGCCUCUUUGGCCCACUUUGUUGAACUUCCUUUGCAUUCUGAGGAGGCUAAACUAUUGGAGGGGUAUGUCCAGCCACAGCGGCCAACAUGGCUGCUGUCGUCCACGCUGCUGCUGCCACUGUGGUGCCGGAGUUUAUCAGGUUUGGAUUCAAUGUCAACCUGGACCUCCAUACUGUUCCCAUCCCUGAUAGAAGAGAAGCAGUUAGAAAUGUGAGACACAAAGAGAUGCUUUCAGAAAAGUAUCACAGAUAUAUAGAUCUCAUAUUACAAGGAGAAUGCUAUAUCUGAAGUCGAUGUCUUAUUCCGACCUGGAGCUCAGCAGACAUGACCUAGAGGAGCUCAAUGCGAGAUCUGUAGAUCAAGAUUGACCAUAAAACAGAUUCAGCCCCUCCAGCUGACAAGCACAAAGCCUGGAUUGUCUGAAUAAGCUCAUGUGGGAACAGAGCAGGUCAUUGUCUGGAGAAUUUACAUCAAAUAAUCCUGCAAGUGACUCUGAUGUUUUUCUCUGGGUUUGGCAGCUUUGAACAGAAAGGGUGAGAUAAAUAAGACCCGGACAGGAAGUAAAGUGAAGGAGUCGAACCAAACCUGGAGGAGGGAUUGUGCUAAUCAGGUAAUGGAAAUCUUACCAGCUAACUUAGAGGUUAAAUUAAAAUUGAACUUGGCAUUUUCAUAUGUGGUUGAGCCUUAACACAAUUGUUUUUCCCCUGACAUUCAUUACAGGUGCAGAAUAUAACAGCGGCCCCUGUAUACAGCCGUCUUUCAUGCAGCUUCUCUCUUUUCUUAGCUGUUGAACAGUCAGCCAUUAUCCACCAAUUUGAAGGUUUGUGCUCUGCAGAUACACUGAGUGAUGUCAAGUUUCCUCCAUGAUGGUUUUGGAAAGCAGAGCUAAAUUUAAAAAGAGUGCAGAGGACGCCCUGAAACUCACUUCCCCUGGAUUAGUUUGGUAUGUGUGAUGAGUAUGAUCAGAUAGCAAGUCAGAUUUGAUAGCUGUUGUCAAGGCUUUUUGGCCAAUCAGAGUCAAGUAUUUAACAGCUAAAUUUAACACAGUGUGAUCAGUAAGAAAGCCGGGCACUGGCUCCAUGUUUUAAUGUUCCAGUGGUUUCCAUGAUAAGGAAUUGAUGGUCUCGACUUCAACAGCAGAAAAGCUUCUGACCCUAAGUUGUCAACGAAUUCCUGAUAAUAAACCUCAUCAGGUAAUUUCCCUUACAUAAUCUUAAGAUAGAAGUCAUAAAGACUGUUGAAACACUGGUGAACAGAAGUACACAGUACUAUUUUUACAGCACUGCUGGGAACUGAGACUCACAUGUAGAUAACAGCAGGUCAUUGGCUGGAUCUUUUUGGUCAGUGUGAUCGAUAUUUCAGAUUUUUGGACAGACAUAAGAUCAAGAAAAGGUCUACUGAGAUCAGCAUUGAAAUAAAAAGGUGAUUCUUCUUACCUGUCCAGUGGCAUAUAGGCAUUAAGAAUGGAUCCAGCCAUUGCUUUGGUGCUAGCGUUGUCACUGAUUGUACCCAGACUGACAGUGCCAGACUCUCCGCUAAGACUGCAGCGCUCCUUCUGCACAUCAGCCUGCACCUCCAGCCUGAUAAUAUGUGAUAGGAGAUAUUUAGACAAUGCAGCAAAGCACACUGACGCUCCAGUCAGCCCUAAAACUCAACUCUUCAUGAAUUCCUAGACUUGUAUGUGUUGCUCUUUUAGUACCUGUUUAAGUAAUUGACCAUGGCACUGCCGGAGAGGCUGCCUGUGAUGCUGGCCCCAGCCAGGGCCAUAGUGGAUGCUGUCUCACUCAGGUUGUCCCUGAUGGCCCCCAGACGGUCUAUGUGGCUGCCACUGGCACUCAGACUACCAGUAAGUCCCCCAACACUACCUUCACCUAUACUGGGGUUGUUCCUGGUGUCAGCCACAGAUGUAGUAUCUUCAAUGAAACAACAACCAUGAGAAAAAAAUCAAAAUAUGAAAAAGGCGUGCUGUGCUUGAGGAAUCCUAAACUGUGGGCUUAGAGGGUGAUUUAAUGAAUCAUUCAUGUUUGAUAUUCCACAUUUUAAAUAUGACUAUUCCUCACAAGAAGCUACACUUUCAGGGACCACGCACAUAAACACACUUUUGGGUUCAAACCAGAAUCAGGCUUAACUAAGAAAGGGACUUGUUAGUAAAUCAGUCUAUAAAAGGAACAUUUUGUUGUUUUUUGACCGAGCCAAUAACACAAAAGAUUACAAAACGUACCUGUGACAGCCGCCCCAUUGCCAACAUUCAUGUCGUUCUCAUCGUCAAACUCUAUGCGGACUCCUUUACCAUUCCCUGCUGAGACGCCACAACCUCCACUACGGCACAGUGAGAUGGGCACAACACCGUAGACAUAAGCCAGCAUGAUGGGGACUCCGAUUCCUGAUUGGACAGUGAGGAUAUGUUAGACUAAGACAUAAAGAAAAAUAACAGCAGAGGUCACUUCAGCUACUUCAGGAAAAACUGUUCAAAUCUCUAACCUCCACAUUUUCUAUCAGCUUAUGAGAAAAUUGAAAAACAUUGAACACAAAACCAUAAAAACUCUACAUGAUGAAGUUGGAUAGGUGAGUUCAGAUGUCUGGGCAUGGAGAGCAUCUGAGCAGAGGCUCAGAGAGAGAGAGAAAGAGAAGGCAGGAGGGUUUGGAGGACAGACUGACCGACAGUGACUGCAGCCACUACUGGAGACACAAUGACAGAGAGAGUCACUCCUCCUGCGAUUACCAGGUUCCUCUUGUGGCUGGAAAUAUCUUUGCCUUCAUAGCGGUUAUGGAUCUGACAGAGAGAAGACAGGGGGUUAGUCACACAGCUACAACCAAAGCAGCUGUGAUCCUGUGUUAUGGUCUUUACAGACAUUCAUAAAUUCCUAGGCAUGUAUUAUGUAGCUUUGCUGUGCAGCACACUCUGACACUGACACUAUCAGAGGGACAUUAGUACAAUGGCUAGGCUUUUAGCUUCUCGGGUUAAGGGUAAGACUCCUGUAUUUCCUUUUUGAAUAAAAUGAACUUUUUUACACAUUUUAUUGAAACUGUUUAAACAGGACAAUUAAUACAUUAUAAACACAAAGAUAAACAGAUGCAAUUGUAACCAAUUUGGAACAGGAAACGACUAAUAAUAACCAUCAUAUUCAUUAAAUAAGUUAUAAAAAUAGACCAACUCAAUGAAUUAAAAGAGAAAGACAAUGAAGACAAAGACCUUAACUAGGAAAAACAGAGAAUAAUUCACUGUAAGAUGAGCUGUGUUCACUUUGAUGUUUGGUAGUGUAACUUGGAGAUGUAGCUUUAGAUUCAAGUUCAUGACAAAGUCUUCAUGUAAGAUUGUUGUAGAGCGCUCUUUUCCUUUAGACAUAGAGAAGCUGUGACAAAACAAAUGUAUAACUGACCCUGGUUCAGCAUGAGUAAUGGUGCACUAUAAACCAUGUAUGUCUGUGUUGAGUGGCGGUGUGGCCUGGUGGUUACAGAGGUAACAGUCCUGGAAAGGGUUGUUUUUUUUUUUCCACUUUAAUUUUUAUUGGAAAUUUUUCCUUUACAAAAGGUGCAACAAAUAAAUUGGUACAAGUAAAUCCACAAAAACAUUGUUCUAUUUUGUAGAUUUCCUCUACCAGUUGAGUUCAUUGGCGCUGUGUAGGGGCGUCUUUCCUUCCCCAUUUCUUUGUGAUAGCUUUUUUAGCUGCUGUUAGUAAUAUUUUUACCACGUAUGUCUUUGGUUCUUAAAUUUUCUUGAAAGGGGUUGGUUUGAUACCAAACUGUGGGCCCUGCCCAUGAGCCCACAGGUUACGUGCUCUCUCCUCUGUCCUAGAGUAGCUUUUGUAUUGGUAGCUGAUUAUUUUGAGGGUAAAAAUUUGACAAAUAGAGGACCUAACUUGUCAUGCAUCACAGGAGCUUUUUGUCCAAUGCCACAGGGAGGGGGUGGUGUUUUUUUUUUUUCCCCAAGUCUACUACUUACCACUAGCUAUGACUAGAUAUUUCCAUUUCUCUACUGUACCUUUGAACACAUUCUCUCUGUGUUUAUGGAAUACUGACGGUUCAUGCUCAGGGGUCUUUUUCCAGUCACACUGACAAAGAACAGUUAGGCUUUGAUUUUGGUCUGUGAGUUCAGAGGGGAAAUUCUGGAGAGUCUUUUCUGUUCAUUUCUAUUUUAUUCAAACUUUAAGUCUUAGUUGAAACAUCUGGACAUGUGAGUGAUGCUACUUAGCUCAAGUGUGUGUUAAAAGACACUAGGAUAAGGAAAAUUCUGCAGCUGUGUGCCUGUUCUGCUGCAUUAACAUUUAAAGCUCCCUAACACUGAUAAGGUGAAUAACUGAGCAGAUAAGAGAUAGGCUUUAUGGAAAACUCUUUAGACUAUUCAGAAUAACACAGAGUUGAGGUCUCUUUCUUUAUGAUAGUCCAUUCAGCUAAACGGGUUUUUCAAUGGACUGCCACGUCAAAUUAGUCAAAACCAUAUGCAGGAAUACUUACAUGUUUUCUAAAUGACUGCAAAUGAAUUUGUUUCUAUGGCCUUACCUUUCUGCCCACAUACACAGGGAUGCCAAUGAUCAUAGCAGGGAUAGCGAUGCCAGCAAUGAGUGCAAUCCCAACAGGGGCACCCACGAGGGUUCCUAACUGCCAAAGGAUCUUCUUCUUCCUGCUCCAUGGCUUCUUCCCCCAAAAAGUACAGCCUGAUGGACUGAACAAAUGCAGCAUAGGAGAGAGAUGGUGUUGGAAAGUUGUAACCUUCCUUCAUACACUCAGUACUGUCACAUGUCCUCACUUUUCUCAUCAACUAACCUCAGGUAGUGCAGGUCUGAGAUCUCCUUCAUGCAGAGCCAACAAAACUCACAGCCACAAACGGCACAUGUCAUGUGGUUACAGCUUCCGUCAUUCAUCUUGAUGAUGUAGGCGGCACAGCGUGGACACGGCUUGAUGUCAUCACCUUAAGGGAAUACAUGUGUGAAAAAUGUGGGAGAGGAGCGGGAGGAUAUGAGUAUUUGACUUUUUUCCUCUUCUAAGAAUCUUUACUGCCCUCUCUGACUUGUGAUUUUUUCUCCUCUGCUGUCGUCAUAAUUGUUAUUUACUCCACCUUGUCCGUCAAGUUAUUAUUACAAUUUGUCCCAAUUACUCGUCCCUAAGAUGCUCUUGCUGAAAAGUUUAAUUCAGUUAAGGCCAAAAAAAACCUUUUUCUUUUUUGAAUUCUUUUUCAUUUCUUCAUCAUUCAUCCAUUUACCAAGGCAACAUCACUUUAAACAUGUGAGGGCUUCAACAGAAAUCCAGGGGCUGAAAACAGACAACACAAAUCUUGGUUCAUUAUAUGUAAUGUGUGUUCAAUCGACCAACCUGCUGCUCCGCUGUCUUGGCUGUAGCUGAGGGAGGAUGAGCGGACCGUCCUCAGACGAAGGCUCUGGGCCCUCUGCUGACGGGCAGCAUCACAGGUCUGGUUGGGAUGCCACAGCUGCUUACAGUGGUAACAGAACUCUGUACCGCAGCCUUCUCUGCCACAUGUGAUCUUCGGACAGCUUGCACAUCCAAAGGCAAUCACUGCAUAUCUGGUAGAAAAGACCAUUACAUUUAUUGGGUAAAAGUUAAGAUUGAUUAGACUAAGAUUAGACUUUUGGGAAUUUCCCCUUCUGGGCGAAUAAAGGAAUAUCUUUGCUCUUAUCUUAAGAAACACUUUGGUUUACAGCCGUAAAGCCCCUAAGGGGACAUGAAGGACAUUUUUUUUUUAAUUUUCUAGAGAUUUUUUAAGUGAUCUCGCAAAAUUAUUGUGAGCUCUCGCAAAACAUUUGCGAGAUCAUGCGAUAGUUGUCCAAGGGUUAUUGGUGAAAAGAUUAUAGGUCAGUGUAUUUCUUCUGUAUCAGGUCAACCAAAAUGAUGGAACGCACGCGCACGAGGAAGAGGUUCGUUGCUAGUGAUGGUGAGAUGAAGCCUCUUGAAGCAUUUAAGUUUUCAUCCAAUUGCUCGACUCCUGGGCCGAAGCUUCAUUAUUGUGCUUCAUUUACUCUACUGUGCCAUCAAAUGGACAAUAAAUGUAAAACAGGCAGAGUGAUUAUCGAAGACAACCCGAGGCUUUGGUGCGCAAAGCUUUGAAUUGAAUAAAUGAAUGGAUGUGAUGCCGUGUGUUUGUGAUACAAUAAAGAAAUGAUGAAGUAUUAUAUCUGGGUUGUCCGUUGAACUUGAUCCGCUCCUCUGAGAUUCAGAAUCCUCUUUGCCUGCUUCCUGAUAGCUGUCAAACAGCUCCAGCGGCUGACAGCUGGGUUUAUCACCCAAAACACAUUCAAGCUCAUUGUAAAGUAGGCAGGUUAUGUGAGCACGGCUGUUUUGAAUCUCCAGUUUCUUUAAACUUUGCUUUAAGACUCUUUACUUUUCAACUGAGGUGAAGUUAGUUUUAGGUUGGAUAUUUGAUGGGCACUUACCAUUGAAGAGCCAUCCAUCCAACCUAGAACUAACUUUACUGGGGUUAUUUUUCGCUGAUACUGUAGCCACGGUCUCCUGUGUCCCCAUUCGGCAAGUUCUUUCAACAUACUUUCUGACACAGAUCGGUUAUGAUAUGAACCCCCAAGCUUUGCUUGCAUGGAAGUGUCACUCCAUAUGCUUAUCAGGUCCAAGACCUCACUGUCCCUCCACUGGCUUACUGCAUCGUUGCCUCAACACAGAAUUGUCGCUCUAAAUAGUGAGGGGAAUGUAUAAAAUGCACAUCAAAUCCUCCUUGGCCAUUUACACUCAGGUCGCAUUGAAAAAAAUCUGAUCUAUAUCUGAUUCAGGACCACAUAUGGAUGUGGGCAGAAUCUGAUUUGAAAAAAUCAGAUUUGGGCCAGAUUGGAGUGUUCACACUGCAAUGAUGUCCAUCCUCCCUCAAUAGCUGUGCAUGUGUAUUUGAAUAACAGAGCACAGCUCAGCAAACCAUCCAUCUCUGACAAAGUGACAACUGUGGGAUUGUGAAAAACAGCCCUUGAGCUGACAGACUCAACACAAUGGGAGUGAAAGCUGACCAUGUUUCAAAUGUAGAAAAGGGAAUCUUCUACAGAAGGGGAAAGCUUUCAAUGGGCAAGCCUCUGUUUGUUAAGACGAAUGAUCAAAUACAGACUCGCCACAGAGAGCCUGGGACACUGCUGGAUCUGUGAACCCCUCAGAGUGCUGAGUCUGGAAUGAUAGCAUUUGGCACAAAUUGGUGCUGCAGUGAUAAAGAUUGACUGACUGGCUGAUCGGUCGAUUGAGUGGCUGAUUAAGGGACUGAAUGUAAACAGUAAGAUAUCACAGAGAGAUGUCAGUCCUAUCUGAAAGAGGAAGUUUGUGUCAGACUGGUAAUUAUCAAGUCGACAGGACCCCAUGUGUUGUUUAUCUUAUUUUGAAGUCUUCCUCUAGGUUUUUAAGUCCUGUGACUCAUCUUAUCCAUGACCAAUGAAAAGAAGCAAUUAAAACGCCAACAUAAACAACUAAGGGUAUGAUUAGUUUGAUCAUAUCAAGAACAAACUAUUUCAAAUGAUUCCAAGCAUGAGUUGCUACUUUUUGUUAACAGAGACAGCAAGCCAACUGUUACGGAUGUCAGUUUGACUCUUUAUACAUGGAGGUGCUGACUUCAUUUACAGUGAGCCCAAACAGAGGGGGGAGCCAGCAAACCAUCACUCAUGAAAGGGGAUUAGACGGCAAAAAUUAGACAGCACAGUGACAGCUAGAGAGACAUGGAAAUAGCUGCUGGACACAGAAAUCAGACAGAGGGGGGAUGGUGACAGACGGCUGGUACAAAGAAGACAUGGAGACGGUGAGACAGGAGGAGUCAGCAGAGGGGUCAGCUUAGGUCCUCUCUGGUACAAUACAAGGUGGAGCUGCAUUACAAUACCUUACAUACAUUGUGGGAUGUUAUGGCCAUGCUCACGCCCAAGCAGCAUUCUAAUAGAGACCAGUUUAUAUUACUGUAAAAAAACCUGAUGGGGUGGGCUGAAAACUUCCCUCUGCUGCUUGGUACAACCACCGUCUUGUGACCUGAUCUUGGGACAGUGAGUGAAGUUGUUUCUCCAUUCUUAACCACAGGGAAAAGGAUCUUGAUAACUUAACUUCUUGAUUCCCCACUACAGCACAAAUGACUAUGGUUAUGAUGAUGUGGUGAUCAUGUAGCCUGGAGUCCACAGACCAGUUCACUUCAGUGAAGACAUUCCCUCAUGGGUGAUUUUAACCUACAACUGGCAAGUGCAGUCAAAAAAAUCUACAAGUGAGGAGAAACAGGGCGAAGCGACUUGAUGAAAAGGUGGUCGCAGUAUUUUAGCAUUUAUAUAUAAUGAUAUCUCAGAAAAUAGCUUGGUGUCUUCUCACAAGUUUCUCUUCUGAGGCUCCAAACUGCUCCUAGAACUAUAAGCAGCUUGUUUUAGAGACUUAGCUUGAUAUCAAGAGAGGGUACUUGAGGUCUUCAUGGUUCACAAGUGUUUUAAUGGGAGGCCAAAUUACUGACAAUGUAAAGACGGGCGGCAGGACUCUGACUCGGGAGGAUAGCCAAGGAACUGGUCUAUCUCUCGUUUUCUUGUUGCUUAAGCAGAUUCUUACCUGGGGAAACAUAUUCCUUUAUGUUACAUGACACAUUCAACUACUCUGUUUCAAACACACAUUUUAGUGAAAAAAAAGUGACCUGAACUUUUGUCUUCAGGGUUUAUAGGCAUGCUCACAUGGGCUCACUUACCCACAGUCUGGUGCAGGACACCAGCGGCAGUCAGGGUCAGCCACGAGCCACCUCCUCAGCAUGAACUCUUCAUAUUUGUCCAUGAGAGUCUGGUCGCCCAGAAUCAUACGAAUGUCGUGAGGGUUGAAGCGCUCAGAGCACUCAGGGCAGCUGAUGUUGACACGGGACUCGGAGAUUUCAAUCCGCAGGUACUGGCGUAGGCAAUCGAUGCAGGAGCGGUGUGGACAGGUCAUGAUGUCAGGGAACUGCUCCCUGGAGUAGCGCAGAAGGCACAGUGGGCACUCUAGGAGCUCUGCGCCUACCCCACUCCCCACCUUGGAAGACGAGGAGGACAUUGAGGAGGAAGGCCCUGAAGCAGAUGAGGUGGAAGCAGCAGCAGUCCCAGCAGAGGAGAACAGAGAGUUUUUGUCGUUACACAUUUCUGAGUGGAUGCUCUCUAUGCUAGCAAUACCAUCCACUCCUCCAAAUCCUCCAGGCCCAGGAUAGUGGAGUUCUCUAGACCUCAGGCAUCCUGAUUUGGGCUCCCGCCCUCGCCGUCUGAAAAUAGAGGCGAGGGAGAGGCGUCUCUUCUUCGGGGCCUUCUUUACAGAAGGUAGAGAGAUGGAGGAAGCAGUUGACUGCAGGUCCCUGUCAGAGCCCAUGACCCCACCACCACUGCCGAAAGGCUGGUGCUUCUGCAGGCUCAUCUCUCCAGAGGGUGGGGAAGGGUGUCCCAGUGGGGAGCCUGCACUGGGUAUCCUGCCCCUGGCAUGUGCAGGAAGGUCUGGGAGAGGAAUGGGACUGGGAGAGGGGGUAAGGUGGUGGAUGGGGGAGGGGGAGGGAGGUCCAGGGUGGGGGGACAGGGCUCCAGAGGGCCCGUCUGUGUUUAAGACAUGGUGGCUUCUCCUGAUCAACCUCGUGGUCACAUCUAAUAGCCGGAUUUUGGCGGAGGGGGUGGGGUCACCUGCCACAAAACUGAUGCAACAGAACCUAAAAAAGUCAAAAGGAGGAAAGGUGGAGAGACAGAGAGUGGAGAAAGAGGACAGAAAAUCAACACUCA
Molecule: messenger RNA, 26729 nt
Organism: Xyrichtys novacula (pearly razorfish)
Lineage: Eukaryota; Metazoa; Chordata; Actinopteri; Labriformes; Labridae
Source: the annotation of a GenBank genome assembly